Linderina pennispora is the source of this 935-nucleotide messenger RNA. RefSeq lists its product as uncharacterized. The transcript has a single exon. The coding region runs from base 223 to 759 and encodes 178 amino acids. The record is from RefSeq and is a predicted model, not a curated record. NCBI's taxonomy places the organism in Eukaryota, Fungi, Kickxellomycota, Kickxellomycetes, Kickxellales, Kickxellaceae.
CAUCGGUUUAGGACGCAAAAUCCUGCAGCUUGCGCCGACUCCAGCUGCACCCGACUGCAUCCCCAUCUCAGUCCGCACACUAUCCACGCUGGACCGCUUCCGAGAAGCAGCAUCUGCUCUCCCUGAUCAGCGAGCAGCGCACUCGGCUUGGCGCCAUUGACUGGGUUGGCAUAUCGCAACAAAUGCCCGGCAGGCAAGCGCACGCACAAGCAGUGUCACAGCAUGUACAAAAAUCUCCUCAAGCAAAUGCGUACGGCUGCCGGGACCAAAAACCCGGCGAAAUCGCUGAUUGAGGAAUCACUGGUGUCAACGUACAAGCGGUGGACACCGGAGGAGGAUAAGCUGCUGAUAGCGCUACGGUCGGUCGGCAAUAUGUCGUGGAAGGAGACUGCUGAGGCGAUUAAAAGCAGCCUCAGUCAUACAAUGCAAGAACAGAUAUCGGUAUCUGCGCACCCGGAGAGGACCCUCACAGCCGCCGCUGAGGAAGGACUUGAGGCGCAAAUCCGAUCCAAAGACCCCUGCGUACAAAUACAAGCCAGUCAAGCAAGGCAAGGCAGAGCCGUGGACCAAAAAGCGACGACGAAAGGCUACGCAGGCUGCUGGUCGAGUCUCGCACAUUCGAUUUCUGGCAGCUACACACGCAGUUCCCAGACAAGAACUACGGGGCAAUGUACCUGUCGUUGUACAGGCUAUGCACGCAGCCGGUGUUUUCUGGCGGCAUGUGGAGCAGCGAUGAGCACCGCGCUCUGCUCAGACUAGUAGGUCAGCACGGGGAGCGACUGGCAGGCAAUUGCAGAGGCCAUGCCGACUGGUCGCACACACAUUCAAUGCCGCACCCACUACAUUGCAUACUGCGUCAAGCCGGGCGUCCGCCGUGGACAGUGGUCAGAAGACGAAACCGCACAGCUACUGCAUCUGGUAGACCUGGAGUGCCA